UUUUUUUUCCCCCCCUUUUUAUCUCCAGUAGCGAUCUCUGGGGCUGAGGUUUCCGCAGAAAGUUUGGGGGCUGUUACGGUGUAUAUUUUUGCGGAGGGGGAGGGGAGCGGGCUCCUUCUGUGUGUGCUGCUCCUCUGGGUGCCUAUUGGAGAAUAAUAGUGUAAGUGACAACCUAGAAGUAGACUUUCUGCUCUUCACACUGGAUAGAAAAGCUGCCUUUUUUUUUUUCUUUGCCUUUUUUUUUUUUUUUUUAAAUAACCCCCUUUCUCACUUGAUCCUUUAUGCAUUGGUUUUAUUUUUUAAAAGAUAGCUAGACUUAAAUCACCCUCCACCUUAAUUUAAACCUGCUACUUAUUUUUUAAUUAUUAUUAGUAGUAUUAAUUCCUCGUUUUGAGCGUUACACUUGUCUGAUCAAUUUGAUCCGCAGCUCUGUCUUCCGUUGCUCAACCUCGAAAACUGGCUCUCUUAAAAGAUAUUUAAUCUCUAUUUUUUUGUCCAUUGCCAUUUUUGCUCAUGGCUACUCUGUUUCUCGCUAUCUGUUUUUGCCCCUCCCCGCCUAGAGGAAAAUAGCAACAAGAAAAAAAAAAAAAAGAAAAAAAAGAAAAAAAUAAGAGAAUAUUAGGGGAAGUAGUCCUCAGGUCUGCUGCCCCCCCCCCCGCCCCCCCUUCAGAAAGGGGGGGACCUAAAAACAUCAGUCUUGAACUUCUUCCUCUUCAAGAGCUCGGGCUGCAAAGGAAACCUCCUUUGUUUUUGUUAUUUAUAUGCUGUCAAGUUUUGAAGUGGUCACAGGGAAAGCUUGGCCUGGAUUGUGAGAGCCAUAUGGAACGGAUAAGUGCGGAGCCUCUCUCAAAUGUGAUCUUUAGAGGCGGGACUGAGUAUGGAUCAUUUGAACGAGGCAACUCAGGGGAAAGAACAUUCAGAAAUGUCUAACAAUGUAAGCGAUCCGAAGGGUCCACCAGCCAAAAUUGCGCGCUUGGAACAGAAUGGGAGCCCAUUAGGAAGAGGAAGACUUGGAAGUACAGGAACUAAAAUGCAAGGAGUGCCUUUAAAACACUCUGGACACCUGAUGAAAACUAAUAUUAGAAAAGGAAGUAUGCUUCCAGUUUUCUGUGUAGUGGAACAUUAUGAAAAUGCCAUUGAGUAUGAUUCUAAGGAGGAGCAUGCAGAAUUUGUGUUGGUGAGGAAGGAUAUGCUUUUCAACCAGCUGAUUGAAAUGGCAUUGCUAUCUCUUGGAUAUUCUCACAGCUCUGCUGCCCAAGCAAAAGGGCUUAUCCAGGUUGGGAAGUGGAAUCCAGUUCCACUCUCCUAUGUGACAGAUGCCCCCGAUGCUACAGUAGCAGACAUGCUGCAAGACGUGUAUCAUGUGGUCACACUGAAAAUCCAGUUACACAGUUGCCCUAAACUAGAAGACUUGCCUCCUGAACAAUGGUCUCACACAACAGUAAGAAAUGCUCUGAAGGACUUACUGAAGGAUAUGAACCAGAGUUCAUUGGCCAAGGAAUGUCCCCUUUCGCAGAGUAUGAUUUCUUCCAUUGUGAACAGCACUUACUAUGCAAAUGUCUCAGCAGCAAAAUGUCAGGAAUUUGGAAGGUGGUAUAAACAUUUCAAGAAGGCAAAAGAUAUGAUGGUUGAGAUGGAUAGCCUUUCUGAACUAUCCCAGCAAGGUGCCAACCAUGUCAACUUCGGUCAGCAGCCAGUCCCAGGGAACACAGCCGAACAGCCUCCAUCUCCUGUUCAGCUUUCUCAUGGUAGUCAACCAUCAGUUCGGACCCCGCUUCCAAACCUGCACCCUGGACUUGUAUCUACUCCCAUUAGCCCUCAGCUGGUAAAUCAGCAGCUGGUAAUGGCCCAGUUGCUGAACCAGCAGUAUGCAGUGAACAGACUUCUAGCCCAGCAGUCCUUAAACCAACAGUACUUGAACCACCCUCCUCCUGUCAGUAGAUCCAUGAACAAGCCGUUGGAGCAGCAGGUCUCAACGAACACAGAGGUGUCUUCCGAAAUCUACCAGUGGGUCCGUGAUGAAUUGAAACGAGCAGGAAUCUCACAGGCAGUAUUUGCACGUGUGGCUUUUAACCGAACUCAGGGCUUGCUCUCAGAAAUCCUCCGAAAAGAAGAGGAUCCCAAGACUGCCUCGCAGUCCUUGCUGGUAAACCUUCGGGCUAUGCAGAACUUCUUGCAGCUGCCAGAAGCAGAACGAGAUCGAAUUUACCAGGACGAAAGGGAAAGGAGCUUGAACGCAGCCUCUGCGAUGGGCCCGGCGCCUCUCAUAAGCACACCGCCCAGCCGGCCUCCACAAGUCAAAACUGCUACUAUUGCUACAGAGAGGAAUGGAAAACCAGAAAACAAUUCCAUGAACAUUAAUGCUUCCAUUUAUGAUGAGAUUCAGCAGGAAAUGAAGAGAGCUAAGGUGUCCCAAGCACUGUUUGCGAAGGUUGCGGCAACCAAAAGCCAGGGGUGGCUCUGUGAGCUGUUACGUUGGAAAGAAGAUCCAUCACCAGAGAACAGGACCCUCUGGGAGAAUCUCUCCAUGAUCCGAAGGUUCCUCAGUCUUCCUCAGCCUGAACGCGAUGCCAUUUAUGAACAAGAAAGCAAUGCAGUUCAUCACCAUGGUGACAGGCCUUCCCACAUUAUCCAUGUGCCAGCAGAACAGAUUCAGAGCCCCUCUCCCACCACCCUUGGGAAAGGAGAGCAUAGAGGCGCUUUCCUACCAGGCCUGCUGACCGCUGGACCUUGGCUGGGUGCUGCUCCGCAGCAGCAACAGCAGCAACAGCAACAACAACAGCAGCAACAGCAACAACAACCAGGUCCCAGACUACCCCCAAGGCAACCGACAGUAGCAUCACCAGCUGAAUCUGAGGAUGAAAAUCGUCAGAAACCCCGACCACGAACAAAGAUUUCUGUUGAGGCCCUAGGGAUCCUACAGAGUUUCAUACAAGAUGUAGGCCUGUAUCCAGAUGAAGAAGCAAUCCAGACUCUCUCCGCUCAGCUUGACCUGCCCAAGUACACCAUUAUCAAGUUCUUUCAGAACCAGCGAUAUUAUCUCAAGCACCAUGGGAAACUGAAGGACAAUUCUGGUUUGGAGGUGGAUGUUGCAGAAUACAAGGAAGAAGAGCUCCUCAAGGAUUUAGAAGACAGCAUCCAAGACAAAAAUGCAAACACGCUUUUUUCAGUUAAACUAGAAGAAGAGUUAUCAGUAGAAGGGAACACAGAGAUUAAUGCUGAAUUGAAAGACUGAUCUAAAAGUAUUAUUUUCUUUCAACAGUGCCGCUGGUAUUUACUAAUGAAAUGAAAAUUCCAUCUUGCGUUCUGUCAAAAACCCUUAUUAUUCAUUGUUUGGCCAAUGAAUCUUCCAAAACUUGCACAAAAGUUGAAAAAAAGGAUAAUGCAGACUGCACUAGAUGUUUUACUCUGUUUUACAAACUGCUUCGCAGCAACAGAUGAAGCGUUGAGGAUUGUUUGAUAUUAAUUUGUGUUCACUGGAUACACUGUGAGUGUACCCAAUAAGCAUGAUACCAGUGAUUUUGAUUCUGGAGCCUUCAGACAAGCAUUACAACUUUUGUGAUUUACUGUUUUUUCGUUUCUGUUUUGUUCUUGUUUUUUAAUUAUUACUGUAGCACUCCACACUUGAUCUUUGAAAAAUCACAUUUAUUUAAAAAAAUAAAAUAAAAAGAGUUUGUUACUCUUGUUCUAUUGUAUGUUACAAAAGAACUAUAGACUGUGGAAUGCAGUUUAAAGAUAACAUAUGCCAACAAAUGCCUUGUAUUAUAUGGCACUGCCGUAAUUCAGAUUUGUUUUCUUUUGGAAAUAAAGGUCACUGUAUUUUUUUUUUUCCAUUCUCAUUGUUACAUGGUUUUAGAGAAAAUGAAAAAGAAAAUGUGAAACACAAUUUAGUCCUCAUUAUUUAUUUGUAGAUCCUGCAGCAUCAUGUUGUAAUUAAUUUUUUUGGAAGUUUCCGUUAAAUGUAAUAUUGCUUCUCUUGUUACCAUACUGAUUUUUUUUUUUCUAUUUAUAAAUGUAUUUUGAUGGGCAGUAAAACAAAGUGUCUUAAAAGUUUUAAAUAGAGAAAAUGUGCUUUACACAGUUGCCUAUAAAAAGUGCUCUAUGUUAUCCAAGCAAUUCAUACUAUAAGCUUCACUCUUAUUGUUGUAUGCAAUUUUUACUAUCAUGCAAAUAAGCUUAGGUAAAUAAAACUAAUAGAUCACCUUAGAAACUUAUGCAAUUAAUGUGAAAAUAAUUGAUGUUUGCAAUGUGUCUUCCUUUGGUUUACAAUCAAUUUUAAAGCUACAGCUGUAUAAAUUUUCUGUAUAAAGGUGUAUUUCUUUUUUAUGAGUUUAUUGCUAUGAAAACACCAGUUAUUUUGUUACAGCUGGCUGUUUUUAUAAGUGUAUCACAAUUUUCUUUAUGCAGAAAUGUUCUGACUAGGAGUGGUUAUUGACUGUAACUACACAAUUAAAAUUGUUUGUAUGGUAUGAUA
This is a messenger RNA of Parus major (Great Tit), 4474 nucleotides long. It is a transcript of the gene SATB1, whose product is annotated as SATB homeobox 1. The transcript has 13 exons. Gene Ontology annotation, biological process: chromatin remodeling; regulation of transcription by RNA polymerase II. The record is from RefSeq and is a predicted model, not a curated record. Lineage: Eukaryota; Metazoa; Chordata; Aves; Passeriformes; Paridae. The coding region runs from base 878 to 3235 and encodes 785 amino acids. Gene Ontology annotation, molecular function: DNA-binding transcription factor activity, RNA polymerase II-specific; RNA polymerase II cis-regulatory region sequence-specific DNA binding.